AAAACACUCUAAUGAAAAAUGAAAUAGAAUAGAAACUCAUCUUCCAGAAAUUUAUAUUUUCAAUUUAUUACUAUAUACUAAAGCGCUCGUGCAGCUGUACAGGUUUGAAAAAAUCAAUUUAUUGAUGUCUCCUAUCGUACACCCUCAACAUUGAUAAUAUAUGAACAAACAAAGGACCAAGAGGGGUCGAACCCUUUGAAAAAGAAUAUUAAUGUCAUCUACUCUUUCGAAUCGAAAUUCAAACGCAGGCGCAACGCGAUUUUUCAUUUCAAUUGUCAUCGAACCAGUAACAUUUAGUAUCCAGCAAGCUCUUGAAUGUCAACGAUGAAAAAUCAGCAAGUCGUCAUCACUCAGGAUGACUAUAAGAGGAAGACGAAUUUGAGCAUACAGUGGAAUCGUUGGUUGCUGACACCGAUCGGUGCCUGGCCAAAUUUACGCAAUUCGAGAAUAGGAAAAUGUUAUUCUUUGCUAAUCAGUAUCAUUUGUUACAGUUUGAUCGGUUUCAUGCUUGUGUCUUGUAGCAUAUUCCUAAUAGUGGAAAUCAACGACAUAUAUAACAAACUCAAAAUGGUGGGUCCAUUGAGUUUCUUCGUGAUGACGUUCAUGAAAUAUUAUUUUCUAUUGCUCCAUGAAAAUGAUAUACGUGAAGGUAUCGAACGUAUCGAGUGGGACUGGAAGAACGUUAAACACCAAGAAGAUAGAAACAUUAUGAUUACGUAUGCGAAUUAUGGAAGAAAAUUGGCGUUCAUUUGCUUCUUUUUCAUGUUAUGUGCUUUCAUAUUUUAUUUUCUUAUUCAACCGUUCGGCGGGGGAAAAAUAGUGGAGGGAAAUUUGACGUUUAUACAAUUGCCAUUCCCUGCAUCGAUUUUAAUCGCCGACGUGCGUGACAGUCCUUGCAACGAAAUCAUGUUGUCCAUUCAAAUUCUCACAGGUAUCGUGAUGAACGCUAUAAGAUCGGCGGCUUGCAGUGUAGCCGCUGUGUUUGCAGUACAUGCAUGUGGACAGAUGCAAGUGUUGAUGAAUUGGUUGAAUCACUUAGUGGAGGGUCGGUCGGAUAUGAGCAAGAAAAUAGAUGACAGAAUUGCAAAUAUUGUGAUUCAACACAACCGGAUAUUGAAAUUUUUGGCACUUACAGAAAGAGCGCUUCAACAAAUAUCUUUUGUAGAAUUUUUAGGCUGUACAAUGAAUAUGUGUCUUCUCGGAUAUUAUCUAAUCGUGGAAUGGAAUCCGAAUGAAUUGAUAAUUUCAUUUACUUACAUAGCAAUAAUUGCAUCGAUUACUUUCAAUAUUUUCAUAUUUUGUUAUAUAGGUGAAUUGGUUGCCGAACAGUCCGAAAAGAUUGCAGAAGUGGCAUAUAUGAUGGAAUGGUACCGAAUAAGAGGCAAGAAAAAGCUUUGCUGCGUUUUAAUCAUUGCAAUGUCCAAUUCAUCGAUAAAAUUUACAGCCGGAAAUAUGAUUGAGUUAUCUAUUUAUACUUUCAGUGAUGUCGUUAAAACCUCAGUGGCUUUUUUAAAUAUGUUACGAGCAUUGACUUAAAUAUUUUUUUUAUAACAAACAUUUAUGUUUGAUAGUAUGUAGAUACUAGUUGUAAAAAAUUCACAUAUCUGUAUUUAUUGUAUUAAAGAUUCAAUGAAAUUGAUAUUUUAAAUAUAA
Messenger RNA from Apis cerana (Asiatic honeybee), 1653 nucleotides. Its product is annotated as odorant receptor 22c-like. The record is from RefSeq and is a predicted model, not a curated record. Lineage: Eukaryota; Metazoa; Arthropoda; Insecta; Hymenoptera; Apidae. Gene Ontology annotation, biological process: sensory perception of smell; detection of chemical stimulus involved in sensory perception of smell. Gene Ontology annotation, molecular function: olfactory receptor activity; odorant binding. Gene Ontology annotation, cellular component: plasma membrane.